Saprolegnia parasitica CBS 223.65 is the source of this 399-nucleotide messenger RNA. RefSeq lists its product as hypothetical. The transcript has 3 exons. Gene Ontology annotation, molecular function: protein binding. The record is from RefSeq and is a predicted model, not a curated record. Lineage: Eukaryota; Oomycota; Saprolegniomycetes; Saprolegniales; Saprolegniaceae. The annotation marks the transcript as partial.
AUGCGCUCGGAACGGGUCAUCCCCCUGGCCUCGUCGCGCCUCUCCGAGACGGACGUCGAAACGGACGAAAACGAUGCAUUGACGCACGAGCCGGACGAUGCGACCAAGUCCCUGGUGCACUUAGUGUUUGAAGACAAACUCGACCUCGUCCGGGAGCGUCUACGGCAAGGAAACCUCGACAGCGACGAGCUCACAGAAGAGUUCGAGGGUGAAAACAUUCUGCACUGGGCCAUCGCCAACGGUCACGACGAAAUCGUGGCCCUCUUGCUACAGCAGCCCGCGAUUCAAACGAUUUCAGACGCAGGAAAGACACCAUUGCAUGCCGCCUGCCGCACACAAAACUUCGGUGGUAUCGUGAUCCUCCUCGACGCUGGUGCGGACGCGAGCGCCGUCGACAGC